GCGGGGCGCGCCGUGCGUGCCGAGCAGGCCGCAGUGCGGGCCGGGGCCGCGGCGAUGCUGGAGGAGGCGGGCGAGGUGCUGGAGUCGGUGCUCAAGGCCUCGUGCCUCCCGCUCAGCGUCCUGCUCUUCGUGCCCGCCGUGCUCCUGCUCCUGGGGCCGCCGCCCGCCGCCGAGGCGGCGCACGAGUUCACGGUCUACCGCAUGCAGCAGUAUGAGCUGGGCGGGCAGCCCUACGGCACCAGGAGCGCCGUGCUGAACACGGAGGCGCGCACCGUGGAAGCGGACGUGCUGAGCCGCCGCUGUGUCAUGAUGAGGCUGGUGGACUUCUCCUACGAGCAGUACCAGAAAGCUCUGCGCCAGUCAGCCGGGGCUGUGGUGAUCAUCCUGCCACGAUCCAUCUCCUCUGUCCCCCAGGAUGUCGUGAGGCAAUUCAUGGAGAUAGAGCCAGAAAUGCUUGCUAUGGAAACCAUUGUGCCAGUCUACUUUGCAGUGGAAGAUGAGGAGCUGCUAUCUAUCUAUGAACAAACACGGGCUGCUUCUGCAUCACAGGGCUCUGCCUCAGCUGCAGAAGUUCUGCUGCACACAGCAACUGCCAAUGGCUUCCAGAUGGUGACCAGUGGGGCUCAAAGCAAAGCUAUCAAUGACUGGCUCAUCCCCAGUGUGGAGGGAAGGCUGACAGGGCUGGGUGGAGAAGACCUGCCCACUGUUGUGAUAGUUGCCCACUAUGAUUCCUUUGGAGUGGCUCCAUGGCUGUCCCAUGGGGCUGACUCCAAUGGCAGUGGAAUCUCAGUGCUGCUGGAACUGGCCAGGCUCUUCUCUCGGCUCUACACCUACAGAAGGACCCAUGCUGGGUAUAACUUGCUGUUCUUUGCAUCUGGAGGUGGCAAGUUUAAUUAUCAAGGAACUAAGCGGUGGCUGGAGGAUAAUUUGGACCACACUGAUUCCAGCCUGCUGCAGGACAAUGUUGCAUUUGUUCUCUGCCUCGACACUCUGGGCAGAGGCAAUAGCCUUCAUCUUCAUGUCUCAAAGCCUCCCAAGGAGGGCACCUUGCAGCAUGCAUUUCUGAGAGAACUGGAGAUGGUUGUUGCCAGCCAGUUCCCAGAGGUGAAGUUUUCCAUGGUGCACAAGAAGAUCAACCUGGCAGAGGACAUGCUGGCGUGGGAGCACGAGCGGUUCGCCAUCCGGCGCUUGCCGGCAUUCACCAUCUCGCACCUGGAGAGCCACCGGGACAGCCUGCGCAACAGCAUCAUGGACAGGAGGGCACGAAUAGACACUAAAGCACUGACCAGGAAUACUCAGAUCAUUGCUGAGGCUUUGACAAGGGUCAUCUACAAUCUAACAGAAAAGGGAGCACCUGCAGAUAUGCAGAUCUUCACAGAUCAGAUGCAAAUCCAGCAGGAGCAACUGGAGUCAGUGAUGGACUGGCUGAGCAGUCAGCCCAGGGCUGCCCAGCUGAUUGAUAAAGACAGCACCUUCCUCAACACCUUAGAAUAUUAUAUGGGACGCUACCUGAAGGAUGUCAAGCAGCAUCAUGUGAAGGCAGACAAACGGGACCCCGAGUUUGUUUUCUAUGACCAGCUGAAGCAGGUGAUGAAUGCAUACAGGGUCAAGCCAGCAAUCUUUGACCUGCUCCUGGCUGUCUGUAUUGCAGCCUACCUUGGUGUUGCCUAUGUUGCAGUGCAGCACUUUGGUCUCCUUUACAAGAUGAUACAGCGAUUAUCCCUUAAAACCAAGCAGCAGUGAAGCACCAAGUCCCCCCACCCAGCAGCACUGAGCCAUCGGAAAGCCUGCUGGUGUCAGUGGCUCACCAUGGUGCCAGCAUGGUGCCAAGCACUCCAGAACUAUCAGCCACACUGGGAAAUUUGCCUUUUCCUCAUCUUUUGAGUGCUCAUUUGAAAUGUGUCUCUCUGCAUGCGUGAAGUGCUCAUGGCACUCCUCUGCCAAAUGAAUUUAUAAUGACUUCAGAAGUUGCUGGAGUGGCUGAAAGGCAAGCCUUGAUUGUUUUCCACUGGGUUUUAUGCUCUGCCCAUAGAGACUGCAUCUGCUGUGCCCUGGGGAGCUGCAUGCCCUGCCCUGGGUAGGUUUAGAACAUGCAUGGUAUAGUGGCUCUGAAGAACUCUGUAGGCUCUGAAUAUCUGAGAGUAAUUUGAGUCCUCCAGCUGCAGCAUCCAUUUCUGGUAUGUUACACUUAAGGGAGGUGGUGUUCCCUCCAGUCUAGUAGAUUAUUUCACCAGUCUUAAUGAUUACUUUGCUAGAAAAAUAAUAUUAGCAAUGCUGCUGCAGCUUGAGUUGAUGUGUGUAAAAUUUGGCAGUAGUGGGCAAGAGCGAACAGAACAGACCUGGAGCUUGUUCCUUGCUGUGGGAACUGUCAGCCUUCACUCUUCCAGAUGAGAAGCUCAAAGUUCAGAGUCAAAAACUUCCACCCAGUCUGUUUGCAGAGGCUGUAGCACAAAGAAAACACCUCAGCUCUGUGUGGUCUCAGCAGUGAGCUGUUAACACUCCUGAUGCAGUGCCAGAAGUCAGUGGAAACAGCCUAAAAAAAAGAUGGAUAAGAUUAAUGAGGAGAGCUCAUAAACCCGAGGGGCAGUUGGGAUGGUGCAUUGCUCUCUCCCACACAAUGUUAGUUUGUCCUGUAAUACUUUUGUCUCUCUCUCCCUAGCUGCCAUAAAAAGUAGUUUUUACAACAGAUAAAAAAGUUUUUGCUUUUGAUCAAAGUGCACGUGCACUGAAACUGUGCUCAAAUCUGAGAUAGUCAAAUUCCAACUUCCUCAUAGCUGGAGCAGAGUGCCCAUCCUGGGAUUGAACUUAGUUCCCACAUUGUUGUUUCCUUGAGUAAGUCAACAGAGAAGCUUGCAAAGAGCCCCUGGAGCUGAUCUGCACUGCAGCAUAACUGAUCAAUUCAGUCACCAACACAAAGGCACAAAUCCAGCAGGUGUUGUGAUAAAAUAAAGGUUCUCCAUAACGUUGCAGAAGAGCUCUGUAUAGCUGAUUCUUGUUGCCCUUACUUUUACCUAUCCUCUUUUUUUUUUUUGAGGAGUUUGCCUGGCCUGUAGGGAAGAGCAUGGAAAGCAUUAUAUCCACAUACACACAAGUGGCUAGCAGUUGAUACUCCUAGCCAGAAAUCCAUUUUCUUUGCUAUUUAUCUGACUUCACCUGUUGUCCUGGUGCUGUCAAGAGUCUGCAGCUCACAAAAAAAAAAUGGUUUUCCAGCAGGGUUUAACUGAAGCUGUUAAUUCCUUCUGUCCACUUCCACCUGCAUGGGCACUACUGGGAAUUGUUUGGGAGUAAUUUGGAUUAUUGUAGUUCAUCUCCCAAAUGGGAGGGGUUGGUUUAUUGUUGGGAGAGAAGUUAUACUGUGCAAUAUGAACUCCAUUCUUCUACUCAGUGCAGAAAAAAAUCCUGGAAGCCAGAAUGGAAUUAGAUCUCCCACUGUCUGUGGCUGAAAGCCACUACAAUCUAUUUAGACAUUCAAAACCACAGCUAUACCCAAAAUUGCUGUGGGGCUUGGUUUUGAGGGUGUUUUAUUUGUUUUAAAUCUCAUGCUCUUACACUGUUCAUGGCCCAAGCCCAAAUCCCAGGCUGCUCCUGCACCCCGUGUUUAAGCUGGGUUUUACAUUUCAUUUGGUCUUGACUCACCAAUCUGAAAUGCUGGGGCUGCUCCUGGAUGUCAGAAAAUUGGGCCUCUGGGUACUUGCUUGUGGACUCCUGCUUGCUCACUUUAAUCUGUUUAGUUUCCAUUUGUAGUUACUGCAUUGCAACUCCAAGGUUAUAAUCUGGAAUAUUUGCAGCUCAGGAAAAUGAUUUGAUUUAUCUAGCAAUGUUAACUCAAUUAUUUAUCUCUUGUGUGCCCUGAAGAACAAAUGUAUAUUGAGGUGAAUAUUUAAAAGCUAAUAGAAAAUUCACUGCAGUUGAUUUACAUAUUUUAGGAUUGUAAAUGUAAUAAUAUUUAAGUAUUUUAACUUUGUUUUUUUUUUAUUUGUUUGUCCCUUUUUCCCUUGGAAAAUAAACCAAGUGAAUAGGCUUGAUGGAUAGAUUUGUCAGAGAACUAUUUGCUCACAAAAAUGGAAUCUCCUUGCAUUAUUUGGAGGAAUAGACACCUCUAGAAAAUGGGAGAAAAUCUAUGUAUUUAAAAGCUUCAUCCUGUCUAGUCAAAAGUAAAAUAGUAUGACAGAAAACAUUUACACACUCCAAGCAUGAUUCCAGCACCUUGAGGUGAGCAAAUUCCUGUUUAUUCUGAAGAUAUGUGCUCAUGUGAAGCAAUUAAAGAUUCUAUGCAAAACAGCUUUGGUACUGUGAAAAACUGGUUACCUCAGCAGCCAGCACUGCGUGCUCAUGGAGUUUGUUGUGCCUCUGUCCUUACCCAAUGCCUGUUUGAACACUAAACUAUUUAUUCCAAUUACAAGCAUUGCAAGAGA
Vidua chalybeata is the source of this 4415-nucleotide messenger RNA. RefSeq names its product nicalin (gene NCLN). The record is from RefSeq and is a predicted model, not a curated record. The transcript is spliced from 16 exons. The coding region runs from base 55 to 1743 and encodes 562 amino acids. NCBI's taxonomy places the organism in Eukaryota, Metazoa, Chordata, Aves, Passeriformes, Viduidae. Gene Ontology annotation, cellular component: endoplasmic reticulum membrane. Gene Ontology annotation, biological process: regulation of signal transduction.